Messenger RNA from Ooceraea biroi (clonal raider ant), 8391 nucleotides. RefSeq names its product receptor mediated endocytosis 8 (gene Rme-8). The record is from RefSeq and is a predicted model, not a curated record. NCBI's taxonomy places the organism in Eukaryota, Metazoa, Arthropoda, Insecta, Hymenoptera, Formicidae. Gene Ontology annotation, biological process: endosome organization; receptor-mediated endocytosis; regulation of early endosome to late endosome transport. Gene Ontology annotation, cellular component: endosome membrane.
CAGGAGGCUGACAAAGCCAUCGAAAAUGACAUUUGUCAGAUGAAAGAGAUUAACGUGUGCCUAUAUAUGUUACAAGUAUCAUCCAUUUCAACAAGAAUCACCAGCAAAGACUGUGCGGUUCGAGUUCGCAUCUCUUCUCUCAUGUCUGUAUUUGAAAUAAUGACAGGCGUGUAAUUUUCUAUCUUGUGCCCGGAUGUUCUGGUAUGCCGCUUGUCUCGCGCCAAUAAUACUGAACGUUUCGUCAAUAGCACGUUCGAGCCGGUUCACGAUUCACGGGAGAUGAAACAAUGAUGCCGAUAAAGGAUAAUCAAGAUGUGGCAUGCUUUUUAGUCACCAAGCAUUCUACAUGGAAGGGGAAGUACAAACGUAUCUUCUCCAUCGGUUCUAUGGGAGUGACGACAUACAAUCCUGGCACAUUGGAAGUAACAAACAGAUGGGAGUACUGUGACUUUAUGAACGUACAGCCAGUAAACAAAAGUCAAUUGGGCUCUCAUGAAUUUAUCAUAACCGUGCGUAAGGACAGGAAGAAUGACACCAUGAGAUUUAGCUCGGAACACAGAGCGCACCUGUUGACGGAAGCGCUCAGAUACAGAAACCAAUUUGAAAAGUCUAAAGAAACCUUGAGAUAUCAAGCUUACAAGCACCAUUGGUCCGACACGAGAUUACCCGUUGUAUUAGAGAUAACACCGUACAGUCUUGAUCAGUUGGAUCCUGCGACGAACAUGGUGCUGGCUAGUUACUGUUACAAAGAUUUCGAAGGGCUUCUCACCAUGAAGGAUUAUCCCAACGGAUUCGUGAUAGUGUGCGGUGGAUUUGGUCGGCUACAUCUUUUCGCUUCUACGCACAUGGAAGAGAUAAAGAAAAGGUUGCAAGAGGCAGCGUUAAAUAAUUUAGGCAUCAAUAUAAAAAUGUUGAAGGAGCCUAUAAAACUCGACGACUUUAUCGCUCAAAGAUUGGGAAAAUUUAGCGGCGACGAGCAUAUAACGAGCGUCUCGGAAUUCACCGUACACAAAAUCUCCACGAGGCACUCGGACCCGCAAAGAAGAACGCUCUGCCUGUCCGACACUUGUCUAUUGGAAAGAGAUCCACAGACGUAUAACAUUUGUACUCUUCGACCAUUAUCCGACAUUUUUACCUUGAUUCGUGAUAACGAUAAUCCUCAGUUAUUCACUCUACAGUAUCUCAAUGGUCAAACGCGCAGUUAUACCACGACGAAUAGAGAUUCCCUACUGGCAUCGUUGCUGGAUGGCGUAAGAGCAUCCGGUAACAGGGAUGUCCACGUGAAGAUGUAUCCCAUAGCCAGGGGCAAGAGACUCGGACCGUUCAACCUGCCCGUCGACGAGGAGGUCGAGACGACGCACGUUAAAUUUCUCCAACAACCACCCGGCGGGCGUACAUUUGCGGAAAUUCUAGACAGGUUCAAUGCGAACGUACCGUACAGUGGUCUGAAUUAUUCCGUCACUCAAGACGGAAUCUUUACCGAAAACAAAGACAAGAUUAUCCUCGGAGCAUUGAACACCUUAAUCAGCAAAGAUCUGGAGACGAACAGCGAGAUUGAGGCGCAGUUUCACGCGUUACGAAGACUGGUGGCCAGUAAAAUCGGCUUCGCCGCGUUCACGACGCUUCCCGGUUUCAGAGAAGCUGUGGGAACGAAGGUCGUAAAGGCUUUAAAGAGGCAAAAUUCUGGUGUAACGCAAGCUGCUAUAGAUUGCAUUUGCGCUUUGAUGCAGCCGAUGCACGACGAUUGCGACUUAAGGCAAGAACAAUUGAACAAGAGCAGCCUACUCAGCAGUAACAAGUUUUUAGAGAGUUUGCUCGAAAUGUGGGUUAAUCACAUUAAUCAUGGCACGGGUGCUCUGGUAGUCUCCGCUAUGCUCGACCUCUUAACAUUCGCCCUGUGUGUGCCCUACAGCGAAACGACCGAUGGCAAGCACUUUGACAACCUUCUAGAAAUGGUUGCGGCGAGAGGUAGAUCUCUAUUCAAGUUGUUUCAACAUCCCUCGCUGGCUGUGGUCAAAGGCGCCGGAUUGAUAAUGCGAGCAAUCAUCGAGGAAGGUGCGCCAGAAGUGGCAGCGAAAAUGCAGGAGCUGGCACUUGCGGAAGGAGCCUUACCGAGACACCUAUUAAACAGUUUAUUUACUGUUAGCAGCGACAGCAGACUGCUGACGCAUCGACAAUUGUGCCGACAUCUGGUAGGAUUAUGGGUCACCGGCCAUCCCACAGCUAUGGGAUUAUUGAAACGCAUUAUGCCGGUUGGUCUGUUGAAUUAUCUCGACUCUGACGAGAAAGUGCCGGACUCGUUCUUGGAAGAGGAGAGAUUGAACAAUCGUGACAAUCUGAAAAUAGCCAUAGAUCACGCGUCGAGGAACAAAAAGAGUCCACAAUGGAUCGCUAUCGAGCGUCAAAUGCGAGUAGUCGAGAAGCACGUGGAGAAUGCCCUGCAGCACUGGGGCGCGCGUAUCGGCAUAGAGCGGCGGGAGAAGAUCAAGGAGCGGCCGAUAGUUUUGCGAAAACGCAGGGAACGGAUCAAAUCGGAGGCGAAUUGGAAGUUGUUCUAUUACAAAUUCAAUCAGGACCACGCACUGCCCAACUUAAUUUGGAAUCACAAAACGAGGGAGGAGCUGAGAACAGCACUGGAAAACGAGAUACGCGCGUUCACGUCGGAUAAAGAUUUGGCUGGUGGAACUCUGAUCGCAUGGAAUCAUCGAGAGUUUGAGGUGCAGUACCAAUGCCUCUCGGACGAGGUGAAAAUUGGAGAUUACUAUUUGAGGCUCUUAUUGGAGAAGGAUAGCCCCGACAGCCCGAUAAGAAAAUCGUACGAAUUUUUUAAUGAUUUAUACCAUAGAUUCUUAUUGACUGCAAAAAUCGAAAUGAAGUGCCUUUGCUUGCAAGCAAUGACGAUAGUGUACGGUCGUUAUUACGAGGACAUUGGUCCAUUCUCGGAUACGAAAUAUAUCCUGGGAAUGUUGGAGCGUUGCGCAGACAGAACCGAGCGCGAUAGGCUAGUCAUGUUCGUAAACAAACUGAUAUUGCAUCGACGAAACGUCAAAGAUAUAAUGGAUCAGAAUGGAGUGCGAACUCUGGUGGAUCUGUUAACUUUGGCACAUUUACAUACCUCUCGAGCUGUCGUGCCAACGCAAACCAACGUGAUCGAGGCGGGCCCGCAGCAGGAGCGCAUGGAGAAGGAAUGGUAUUACAAUAAUGGGGAUCAACGUGAGGGCCCGAUAAGCUUGAAAGAUCUCAGAGGACUGUACGCUUCGAAUCACGUGAAUCACAAGACUAAAGUCUGGGCGCAGGGAUUAGACGGAUGGAAAACGAUUUCACAAGUGCCACAAUUGAAGUGGAAUCUCGUCGCGAGAGGCACUCCCGUGAUAAACGAGAGCGAAUUAGCCAACUUGAUUCUGAAUAUCUUGAUCAAGAUGUGUGAGUACUUUCCGAGCAGAGACGCGGACGAUGCGGUGAUCAGACCGUUACCGCGCGUUAAGCGAUUGCUGUCCGAUCUUCAGUACCUGCCGCACAUCGUGCAGCUUCUGCUGACGUUUGAUCCGAUCCUGGUUGAGAGAGUCGCGACAUUGUUAUGCGAAAUAAUGCGCGACAACGCGGACGUGUCGAAGAUUUAUCUAACUGGCGUGUUUUACUUUAUCUUAAUGUACACCGGUUCUAACGUCUUACCGAUCGCCAGGUUCCUACAGCUCACGCACACCAAACAAGCCUUCAGGAGCGACGACAACGCCUCUUCAGAUAUCAUGCAACGAAGUAUUCUCGGCCAAUUAUUGCCCGACGCAAUGGUGAGUUACUUAGAGAAUCACGGGGCGGAGAAGUUCGCGCAAAUAUUUCUUGGGGAUUACGAUACGCCGGAGGCAAUCUGGAACGCGGAGAUGCGACGAAUGCUUAUCGAGAAAAUUGCUGCGCAUAUUGCAGAUUUUUCUCCCAAGUUACGAAGUCAUACCAUGGCCAGGUAUCAGUAUAUCGCUAUACCUGCUGUAAGAUAUCCGCAACUGGAAAAUGAAUUAUUCUGCCAGAUAUUCUAUCUGAGACAUCUCUGCGACACCGUCAAGUUUCCGCAGUGGCCUAUACCGCAACCGGUGCAAUUACUAAAAGAUGUACUGGAUGCAUGGAAGAAGGAGGUAGAGAAGAAACCGCCCCUAAUGACUGUGGACGAGGCUUACAAGCAACUCGGUUUGCCUAGCGGGAAACAGCACGAUGGGGCGAUUGUUAGGAAAUCGUUUUACAAAUUGGCCCAAAUGUAUCAUCCCGACAAGAAUCCCGAAGGCCGAGACAAAUUCGAGGCUGUGAGUCAAGCGUACGAGUUUCUGUGCAGCCGCAGUUGUUGGUCGACCACUGGCCCCAAUCCCGACAACAUUGUUCUGAUUUUACGGACUCAGAGCAUCCUUUUUCAUAGAUACACAGACGAACUUAGACCUUACAAGUACGCUGGUUAUCCUCAGCUGAUCAAGACGAUCAAGCUGGAAACGGACGAUGAACGCUUAUUUUCAAAGUCGGCCCCAUUGUUGGCAGCUGCGAGCGAACUCGCGUACCACACGGUCCACUGCUCGGCGUUAAACGCCGAGGAAUUGCGACGGGAGGGCGGUCUAGACGUAUUGCUGGAGGCGUACACGCGAUGCGUGUCCGUCUUGAAUAAAUCAAGUAAACCUAUGGACGUAGCGGUGCAAGUUUGCACGCACAUCACUCGAUGCUUUGCCGUCGCGGGAUCGUUCCGAGGAUGCAGAGACAAGAUCAUUGAAUUGCCGCAACUCGUAAAAGACCUCUGCCGGAUCCUGCAUUUUAAGCAUUUGACAAAGUUAUGCGCGGUAGCCACAGAAUGUAUUUCGUCUCUCGCGACGGACAGCAUAUUACAGAUGCAGCUGUUACAAUCUGGCGCUUUAUGGGACCUAUUGCUCUUUAUGUUCAACUAUGAUUACACGUUGGAGGAAGGUGGCGUGGAGAGAAAUCAGGACGAGAAUCGUCAGGAAGUGGCGAAUAACUUGGCGAAAUUGGCGGUUCGUGCUUGCGCCAGAUUAGGUGGUUACAUGAAGGGCGAGGACGAGACACCCGUUAAUCCUGUUACGGUCGCCGCGUUGGAGAGCUUAUUGACGCCUUAUCUGGCACGCCAGCUUGUUAAAGAUAAACCAGAGGAGAUUUUAAAGAUAUUAAAUUCUAAUUGUUCAAAUCCAUACUUGAUCUGGGAUAACGGGACCAGGGCGGAAUUAAACGAAUAUUUAGAAGUGAAACGGCAAGAGCGAUUGAACAAUAGCGACAACUUUGAGCACGACUUCAGCGACUUCAAGUAUACCGCUCACGCCGACGAGUUGGUGAUUGGCGAGAUAUUCGUGAAAGUGUACAAUGAACAACCGGUAUAUCCGAUUGAGAAUCCAAAAAGUUUUACGAUACAUUUGCUCGAGUUCCUGUCGCUGUCUUCCGAGUACUUGAUGUCUCUGGCGAACGUUGCCUUGAGUAAAAAGGACCAAGAAAAAUUGGAGCACAUCGUGAUGGCGCUUAAGGCUCUGAAGAACGUUAUAAAAAAUAAUCCCGGGAUCGAGUUACAGUGUAUGGGCCACUUUAAAUUGCUGUUCGGACUUUUGAGCUGUAACAAUUUCAAACUGAUUCAGAAGAGCGCUUUAGAAGUAAUCAGUAACGUCACUAAAAAUCAGGAAUGCGUCGACGAUAUAGCCGCGAAUGAAGUUGGCGUGCAUUUGUUGUUAUGUCUGCACAGCCUGAAGGAGUGUCAACUUCUCGCGUUAGAGACUUUGUACGCCCUGAUGAGCUCAACGAAGAUCGUCAAGGACGCACUGGCGAAAGGGGCUGUGGUCUACAUUCUCGAUUUGUUUUGCAAUUCGAGUAAUAUUCAGACGAGGGAAACUGCGGCAGAAUUACUCGCGAAAAUGUCGUCCGACAAAUUGGCGGGACCAAAGGUCAAGCUUGAUUUGUCGAAAUUCUUGCCAAGAUUAUUCAGCGAGGCUAUUCGCGAUGCGCCCAAGCAGUGUGUACACAUGUUUGAAACGAUACACGAAAAUCCUGAAUUGAUAUGGGACGAUGAUGCGAAAGCCAGAGUAGCGAGAAUUAUCGCUGAAUUGAAAGACGAGUAUCACGCGUUGCAGAGGCGUAAUCCCAAUGCCAUAUUAAAGUUACCCGACACGCAGAACAACGUCGACGUUGCGACCAACGAACCCGUCGUAGGUGGGGUGUACCUUCGGUUAUUCAUAGCGAGUCCCGCUUGGGCGCUCAGGAAACCGAAAGAGUUUUUAAGCGAGCUGAUGGACACCACGUUGACAUUGAUGUCCAAGGACAAAACUGACACGGAUCUGUUGGAAUUAGCGACGCAGGCUCUCGUAUGUCUAUUACAAGCGCAACCCUCUUUGGCAGACCAAGUACCAUCGUUGGGUCAUAUACCACGACUCUGUCGGCAAAUGGCUAUCCAGAAUAGCCACCCAUCCGUGUACAAAACGGCUAUAUUGAUUCUACAUCAGUUGGCCACGAGCGAAAUUUGCAUCUCGUCUAUAUGCCAGACGGAAUGUAUCAGUCCAUUGAAGCACGCGAUGCAAUCAAGAAGGGACAUGAUCGCAAUAGCAUGCGAGACAUUGAACAGAUUAUUUUCGACCAACGAGGAUAGACUUGUCAAGCAGGCACUGGACGCCGAGAUGGUACCGUAUCUUUUGAAUAUAUUAGAAGGACGCUUAGAUGUCGUUGAUAAUCCUGCCACAACUAAAGCGCAAAUAGUAAAAGCUUUAAAAGCCAUGACGAAGAGCUUACUCCUCGGCGAGAAGGUUAAUGCCAUUUUGGAGAAAUCGAGCGUGUGGGCCGAGUAUAAGGAUCAACGGCACGACUUGUUCAUCUCUAACAACAGCAAUUCCGGUUACCUCACGGCUGGGACACCUGUAUCUGCCGGCUACCUAACUGCAGGCCCAAGUGCAACUUUGACCACGGGCCCACCACCGGUAGAUAAGGACGAUGGUUUAAUUAGUAAAAAUGAUGGCAUCUGAUACAGGUAGCAUCGUAAGUGGUACAAAAAGCAGUAAGGAUGUCAAUACUGAGAUUCCUGUCGGUGAACGAUACCGAUAUAGAGAGACUACAUUGUCUGUGAUUUUUGGCUUCUUAAAGACAGAAAUUUAUUAACCGAAUAUUGUUUUGCUCUAUAAUUGUAUAAUCUUUCUUCGUUAGGAUAUAACGUUUCGUUCUUUGAUUACAUUUAUACGCGAACGGUAAGUAUAACGUAAGUAGCCGUAAACUUAAACCGCCAGUUUCUAAGGCAAAAAAAACACACACACACACACACACAUUGAUAUGUAUGAUUGAAAUAUAAUAUUCCAAGGCAGUCUAUUAUCAAACACACGGAGAUUUUCAGAGAAAUUUUUUAUCUCGUACUCUCUCUCUCUCUCUCUCUCGGCAACGUCGUAAUGUGACAUUCUCGAUAAGGAAAUUUGCAUUUGUACAUUUUCAUCCGCAGGGUUUGAAAAAUGAUUUGAAAGUCGAUUUUUCUUCUUUUUUUUUAUCGAAAAUCCAAGACUGUUACCAUAAACGAAUAUACAGACACUCAAUUAUAUACAAACCCGCAUAUCUUUGGAAACAUACCCAUAUAUAGUAUGGAAUAGUACUUUUACUUUUGAUUUAAGACGUUUCCUUUUUAACGAAAUUAAUCAUGAGUUUACAGAGCACGUAAACAUUCUCUACGAGACUGUGCGUAAGAUUCACGUAAUAAUGUGCAGUAAAAUCAAAAAAAAAGAAAAAGAAAAAGAAAAACAAAAGGAGGAAAAAGAAAGAAAGGAAGAAAAACCAUCCAACAGGCAUUCAUAAGUGGUAAACGCGACAACUUUCUCUCUGUGAUAGCAUGUUAAUCGUGAUGGAUACAUAACGAAAGAUACUGGCAUGUUCCAAGUCCCGGUUGCUGCAAAAGCACAUUUUCGACGGCCACAUUCCAAUCGAUCAGAAAUACAAAAUGUACUUAUACGAAGGGUUAGAGCGCGUUUCUGUUCAACGGACAAAAAAAACAUCUAUACGAGUUGUUAAGUUAAGAUCGUGAUUGAAGAAUCCCUCUAUAUAUUUAUUCGUUGUCGCAAUUCGUGCGAUCAAAAGCUAGUGAUGGAUAAUUUAUGAAAUUUACAUUAUAUCAGAGAAUGAAGAGUUCCAUUUACCCGAAUAAUGUAGUUACGUUGAUUCGUAUCUCAUUUGUAUAUGAUGUAAUAUUUAUAUAUAUUUUACUUUGAGAAGAUAUAUAUCCGUCGUAUAUCUUUAAAUAUCAAAACACUUUGUCCCGGCUGCGUGUUCGCUAAUUAUCGCAGUUGAAACGCAUCUUGGGUUUUGAGAUGAUGUCCGCGCUUGCUGUUUGUUACCUUGAAAGAUACAGUGCUGUAUACUUUAAUAUUGAAAAGAAUAUACUAUUUAUAUAUCACUAUA